AGCUACCGUUCUGGGAUGCGGAAGGGGGGGGGUUAUUUGAAGAAAAGCGAAGAGAUUGUUGUCAACAACACGGGUUUCUACACUGCCCUGGCUAAUUUCACAAAAACAAAUAACAAGAUGUCAGAUACAGACACGAAACCUUCAGGUCAGGAUGGAGGAGAACAAAAGGAUGGGGAGUACAUCAAACUGAAAGUGAUCGGUCAGGACAACAGUGAAAUUCACUUCAAAGUGAAGAUGACGACCCAUCUGAAGAAGCUGAAGGAAUCUUAUAGCCAGAGACAGGGUGUUCAUAUGAGUACCUUACGGUUUCUAUUUGAGGGACAAAGAAUCUCAGACAACCACACUCCAAAAGAGCUGGGGAUGGAAGACGAGGACGUCAUCGAGGUCUAUCAGGAACAGACCGGAGGACUUCGGAAUAAUUAGUCUUCCUGGAUUUAACUUUUUUGUUGUUGAUGAUAAUAUUGUAUUUUAUAUUUGUACAAAAUUACUGAGUUUGAGUUUGUUUGGCUUUGUGUUCCUCUCAGUGGUGGAGAUCUCUGCCAGAGAGGAGAGAAUGACUGUCUGAUGCAUCUCCUGGUCUCUUAUCGUCACCUGGUCUGUUUGUGCUGUUUUGAAAACUCUUAUGAAGGCGUGACAAUGACUGUAGGAGCUGGCAAGACGGCACAAACAGGGUCUGAAUGCAUAUCAGAGUAGGAGUGCUGAUCAGAGAUCAGUUUUGGGUAUUUAAAAAAAAAAUGUAACCAGGCAAGCCGGUUAAGAACAAAUUCUUAUUUCGAACGACGGCCAUACCAGGAAACGGUGCCUUGUUCAGGGGGCCGGACAACAACAACAAAUGUUCUACCUUGUCAGGUCGGGAUUCGAUCCAGUAACCUUUUGGUUACUGGCCCAACGCUCUAACCACUAGGCUACCUUGCUGCCCCAUUGACCACAUGGACAAAGGGGGGAGACCUGAUCCUAGAUCAGCACUCCUACUGCUUGAUGUUUACGGCCACCGGAACAAUGCUACUAUGGUCCAGACAUGUGGUCCAUCAGAAGACUCAUUGCAUUUACAUUACAUUUAAGUCAUUUAGCAGACGCUCUUAUCCAGAGCGACUUACAAAUUGGUGCAUUCACCUUAUGACAUCCACAUUGGUUGGAUAGAUGACAGCAGAAUGAUAGUGUUUCUUCAGACCCCCCCUAGCUUCAGUUUGGUUGAUUGGCAUCCGUCCCCAUAUCUAUCUUUGGACAGUAUAUAUUUUUACUAGCUAUAGAUCCAUACCGUUUAUUGAAGAUCCAGGUAACGGCCAAAAUAAAGGAAACACUAACAUCGUGUCUUUUAAUAGAGGGUGUUGGGUCCCCACCAGCCAGAACAGCUCCAACGCACCAUGACAUAGAUACUACGAGUGUCUGGGACUCUAUUGGAGGGAUGUGACACCAUUCUUGAUUUGAUUUGAUUUUUCUUCCACGAGGAAUUCCAUCGUUUGUUGGCGGCGGUGGAAAACGUCUCGGGCGCCGCUCCAGAAUCUCCCGUAGGUGUUCAAUCGGGCGGAGAUCUGGUGACCUGAGAUGGUCGUGGUAUAUGGGUUUCAUCAUUUUAAUACUCAAAUUAUUCCGUGACCUCUCAAGCCCUGUGGAUGGGUUCAUUGUCAUCCCAUGGAGGGCAUGGUCAUGGUAGCCAAAAUAAUGGGUGACCCCCAAGCAUGAUGGGAUGUAAAUUGCUUAAUUAAUUUGGGAACAGCACCUGUGUGGAAGCACCUGCUUUCAAUAUACUUUGUAUCCCCUCGUGUAAUUACUCAGGUGUUUUGGCAGUUACCUGUAGCUAGCAUGCCACUGUUAAUUCCCCACUUCAGGUCUGUGUGUUAUGCAGUAGUUACUUUACAGGUGGCGUGUAAUACGACCUCACUAAUGUCUCCUCCUCGGUUCAUUCAAAGCGCUUGUCCACAGUCUUCAGUAACCCCACCAGGGGUAUUUAAUUACCAAGUUCUCAGUCGCUUCUCUUUCUGUUAGAGAACUUGUAAAAUACCUUACUAAAGGGCUCUGUUCGAUCUGCAUCGUCAAAGUUCAGCUUUACACAAUAUAAAGACAACGUUCCCCGCUUUAUCGGUGACUUGUGCAGCUUUUACCGGGAAUCAUGUCGUCGGCUCAACCGGAGAGACUUCAUUCCCGGUAAACGCU
This is a messenger RNA of Oncorhynchus gorbuscha (pink salmon), 2154 nucleotides long. Its product is annotated as small ubiquitin-related modifier 1. The transcript is spliced from 5 exons. Gene Ontology annotation, biological process: protein sumoylation. Gene Ontology annotation, molecular function: ubiquitin-like protein ligase binding; protein tag activity. The record is from RefSeq and is a predicted model, not a curated record. Bases 16 to 423 code for a protein of 135 amino acids. Lineage: Eukaryota; Metazoa; Chordata; Actinopteri; Salmoniformes; Salmonidae. Gene Ontology annotation, cellular component: PML body; nucleus.